This is a messenger RNA of Durusdinium trenchii, 1869 nucleotides long. The record is from the annotation of a GenBank genome assembly. NCBI's taxonomy places the organism in Eukaryota, Dinophyceae, Suessiales, Symbiodiniaceae.
GCCCAACCCGGAAACACCACAUUACGCCCAGUCACGCUUACCUGCUACACUGAGCAAAGAGGCUUCCGCACUAGCCCCUCCCAAGGGCCAUGGUACAGGGCCUGAGAGCUAAUGGUCCUUAUCAUCAUCAUCGUCAUCGUCAUCGUCAUUUUUUUUUAUACGCCCUUCCGUGAAGAUCGUGGCGUAGACCAUUCUGACCAUUGCAGUAGGGUCCCCUUUGCGCACCUAGAAAGGUCAAUGCCAACAUACCCAGCCAGUGACCAAACCGUGCUUGUUGGCACGCCUGGGUUUGUUGCCGUUCCCUGCAGCAUGGGCAUGUGUGAUCUUCAAAGUUUCCUGAUGCAUGACGGUCUAUGACCAAGGCUGUAAAGUUAGCCCCAAAGCCUGCUAAGGACACAACGAUUAACGAUGUGUGAGGAAGGUGCAGAAAUGUCCUUGAUAAUCUUUCAAGAGCUGCAAGUCCCCAGAGUCGAAGAUGUCCAGUAGACGCCGGCGUGCUGUGCCAAGUGCUGCAGGAGUAGCCUUGGUCGUUUGAUAGGCUGGACAGCUGAGUGUGGAGAUGCGAUGCGCAAUGAUUUUUCACGUGAUGAAGAAGGAACCACGAUGUCUACAUGUGGGUCGGCCACCCUUGGCGUCUUGGCGUUUGUAGAUGUGCUCAUUGUGGGAUCCUUGGGAAUUGCUUCGCCGCGUGCAUGAAGUUCAUGUCGACAAAAAGUAUAUUGAUGAUAAACGCUGCCCGCAAAUGGUGCAGUCCAAUCCUGCCUCAGCCUCAGCCAAAGGAAGUGGGCCCAGUGUGUUCUCUUCAUAGGUCCUCAGACAGCCAAUGCUUGACUGUUUGCAACUAAAGUCUCAAUGUGCACAAGUCCAUAUGAAUGAGUAUGUCAUCAGAGCGACGGCCCUGUUGCUGCUCCUCAACGAGUUACAGCAUGGCCACCACCCUGUGGCACACAGUCUGGCGAGGAUGUUCCCACUGAGUUGUACGCGAAAGGUGCUUAGUGCAUGUGCGUUGGAUGAUUGAUGAGAUUGGAGUGGGUGAUUUGCCGCCACCAUUCGGAGCUGAAGAAGGUCUAAGGGAUUGACUCGAGGUCAAAAAACGGUUGUCAUUCAGUUCAGCUUCUCAAGAUCUGGUUUUUGAGGACCCAAAGCAUGGAGUCGUUGUUGACGAGUAUGAAGCCAUUGUUGCCAAUGUGUAUGUUCCACUCCUCAUCAUGUUGCAAAAGUGCGGUCGUUCUUUGGUGUUUGGUCACUCCAGCUUGCGGCGUAUGUACUUCUAGAAAUACACAGUUCGCGCCGUGACUUGAGGCCAGUGUCAGGUAGGUUGAUUGAAGGUAUACUCUCCAAAACCAGGUUGUGAAUGGUUGUGAGUUUCAUUCGCCUCAGGCUUCGAAAUUAUGGACGAUCAUAUGGUGACCGGCGUGACAAAGCAAGGCGGCCUGAGGAUGGUGAAAUUUAUCGGUCUCAACGCGCGCAAAGUGACAUGGUGUAUUGUUUCCGAUAUGAGCCAUCUGGCGAUCCAGUGCCAAAGGCUACCAUCCGCUACCCACCUUCGAAAGAUCAGCUGAUGGAUGCCAAAGAAGGUCGAUUACGGAGAAUGUCAAGCAAUGAUCGAGAACGCCGAGUGCAGGCCGGCUGUAGGCCUUCCAGGUGGCGUAGUUUGCAUGCAAGGCAGUGACGGGUAAACUUCAUAUAUUGUAGAGUCAAGACUGGCUGGCAGGAGAUAUAUGAGAUUUUCUUGACUUACGUGCAAGGGGUCCACGUUGGCUAAUGCAUGCCUUCAGCGGGCCUUUGCAUAAUGAGCCACAAAUCUGUAGUGAUACAUAGCAAGGCUGGAUAGCUUUGAUAUCGCAGCUGGCCAGAUGUCAAGGGCAA